Molecule: messenger RNA, 501 nt
Organism: Acanthosepion pharaonis
Lineage: Eukaryota; Metazoa; Mollusca; Cephalopoda; Sepiida; Sepiidae
Source: the annotation of a GenBank genome assembly
AUGAGUCACAUUUUACCUGAAAUCCCCUACUUUUUCUCUCUUAUUAUUUCUCUCUCCUCUUUACUGUAUUUCUCCUUAUUUUUCUUUAUCUUUUUAUCUCUCCCCUCAUUUAUUUCCAUAUCCUUUUUUUCACCCAUCUCUCAAUCUGUUUUCCUCUUUCUUUCUCUCUCUCUCUCUCUCUCCCACUUUCACACGCACACAUACACAAAUAUUUCCUUUAGUCCCUAUGUGUCUCUGUCUUCCUCUCUUUGUCUGUCUUCUCCCCAUUCUAGCAUUAUUAUUAUUAUUAUUAUUAUUAUUAUUAUUAUUAUCUUCCUUUUCUUUCUCACGCACCUUUUUCGCAUUCCAUCAUCCAAAAUCCCCGUCUCUCUCUCUUCCCCUCUCUCUUUACCAUUCUUCUCUCCUUUCAAUCUAUCUGUUACCGUAAUCCAUUUCUCUCUUCUCCUCUCUUCUCCUCCCUCCUUCUUCUUUUCGGUUUCGACUCUCGCUUAUAAACCAUAA